CCGAGUUUCAUUUCGUCCAGCUAGCAGGUCGCUCACCCAUCUACCAGACAAAGUCCACGAAUAACUGAACAACGAACGACGAGCAGACUACAAUGACAUCGCUGCUGACGCUUCAAUCGACGUUGGGUAUUGCUGGUGUAGCGUUGCUGGGUGUGUCGGCUUCUGCAGCGGCCAACGUGUUCCUACCCAAGAAUGCACGAAAGGCGGAUAGAUAUGUUUUUAUCUGGCUUGUCUUCGACGCCCUCAUUCACUUCCUCUACGAAGGAACUUUCGUCUACUACUCUACCUUUGGAAGAACAGUAAACACCAGCACAGGGAUUAUCGCUGAUAUUUGGAAAGAAUACGCCCUCGCCGACCUCCGCUGGGGCGUCGCAGACCCAACAACCGUCGCAAUCGAAAUCAUCACCGUCCUCGGCGCCGGCCCUCUCUGCUUCUACAUCCUCCACCUCCUCGCCAACAACGACCACCGAGGAUACUUCUGGCUCGUCGUUCUGAGCACCGCUGAGAUUUAUGGAGGAUGGAUGACUUUCUCGCCUGAAUGGUUGGUUGGGAGCCCCAACCUCGAGACCUCGACGUUCCUCAACAAAUGGGUUUACCUCUUCUUCAUGAACUUCAUUUGGGUUAUCGUCCCCUUCUUCGUCUUAGUCCACGCGUUCAACAACAUCAGCAACGCGUUCAAAGCGACUGAAGCCGGUUCGAAAAGAAAGCAUAAUUAGGCGAACUGCUCCAACGCCCUUCGCGGUUGUCAAUAUUCAGCUUUCAACGGGGGCUUGGGAUCUUGCUUUUUCCUCUACAAAACUCGAAUUCCGCGGUGACAGCAAACCACGAAAUCGAGCAUUAAGCUGCGUCGGCUCCGCAUUUGGACUAUAUACCUGUGAUCUAGGGACUCGAUCUGAAUUGACAUGUAUGUGUUUCGCCGUC
Coprinopsis cinerea okayama7#130 is the source of this 921-nucleotide messenger RNA. Its product is annotated as ebpl-prov protein. Gene Ontology annotation, biological process: sterol metabolic process. Lineage: Eukaryota; Fungi; Basidiomycota; Agaricomycetes; Agaricales; Psathyrellaceae. Bases 93 to 716 code for a protein of 207 amino acids. The record is from RefSeq and is a predicted model, not a curated record. Gene Ontology annotation, molecular function: cholestenol delta-isomerase activity. The transcript is spliced from 6 exons. Gene Ontology annotation, cellular component: membrane; endoplasmic reticulum.